Molecule: messenger RNA, 502 nt
Organism: Meleagris gallopavo (turkey)
Lineage: Eukaryota; Metazoa; Chordata; Aves; Galliformes; Phasianidae
Source: RefSeq, a predicted model, not a curated record
GUGGUGACAGAGGGAUGGGCGGUGGGACGGGAUGCGGGGCAGUGCGUCAGCUCCGGGUACAGCGGGACGCGUCGUUUGGGGACACGUCGUUUGGGGACACGUCGUUUGGGGACACAUGCGGGGACCCCCGGAAACGCCAGCUCCUGCCUGUGCCACGUGACCGGAAAGUGCGGUUAGCACCGCCCCCUCCCUGACCAAUUGGGUCGCACUUCCGCCAAGAUGGCGGCGCCCAUGGAAGCGAGGCGUGUCAGUGGCGGGACCGGGACCGGGGAGGAAGAGGAGGAGGAGGAGGGCGACGAGGACGAAGGGUCCGACGAUGGGGACGCGGCCGAGUCCGGGCCGCUGGCCGGCGUGUUCCCCCGCGACCCCGAGCUUUUUUCCGACACAUUCCGGGAGCUGAGUCGGUUCCGCUUCUGCGGCCGCGUCCUCCGCAUCGCGCAGCACCACGGGCCGCGGCUCGGGAUGGCAGCGGCCGUCUGGGAUGGGGUGAGGGGGGGUGGGA